AUGGCCCUCUGUAAGGGUGGGAGGCUGGGGUGCCCUGGAGUCCCAGCACAGCCUCUCCUGACCACUCUGGGGUCUUUCUUCUGUCUGUCCCCAGCCUCUGGCCGCUCCCACCCGGCCAGCCCCAGCCCUCCGGGGCCGCAGGCCAGCCCGGUGCUGCCGAUCAGCUACCGCCUGUCCCACACGCGGCUGGCCUUCUUCCUGCGGGAGGCGCGGCGCACGCCUCCCACGGUCACCAACGGCUCCCUGCAGCGCUCCGAGCCCUUCGUGGUGUUCCAGACCAAGGAGCUGCCCGUCCUCAAUGUCUCCCUGGGACCCUUCAGCACCAGCCAGGUGGUGGCCCGGGAGCUCCUGCAGCCGUCCAGCACCCUGGACAUCCCCGAGCGCCUGACGGUCAGCUGGAAGGUGCGAGCCUUCAUCGUCCACCCCCGCGUGCCUGCCUCGCAGCCCGUGGCCCAGGUGCUGUUCUACGUGGCCGGCCGGGACUGGGAUGACUUUGGCGUCACCGAGAGGCUGCCCUGCGUCCGCCUGCACGCCUUCCGGGAUGCCCGGGAGGUCAAGAGCUCCUGCCGCCUCAGCGGGGGUCUGGCCACCUGUCUCGUGCGGGCCGAGCUGCCCCUGGCUUGGUUCGGGCCCCCAGCCCAGGCCGCACCACCCACUGCCCGACGCAAGUCUCCAGAUGGGCUGGAGCCCGAGGCCACAGGGGAGAGUCAGCAAGCCGAGCUCUACUACACUCUCCAUGCCCCGGAUGCAUCGGGAGGCUGUGGAGGAGCACGGCGGGGUGCCGGGCCCGGGGGCGGGGCCCGGGCCGAGAGCCCGACCCAGCACCCCCUGCUGCGCAUCGGGAGCAUCAGCCUGUUCCGCCCGCCCCCCAGAAGGACCCUGCAGGAGCACAGGCUGGACAGCAACCUGAUGAUCCGCCUGCCUGACCGGCCCCUCAAGCCUGGGGAAGUGCUCAGCAUCCUCCUCUACCUGGCCCCCAACUCCUCCUCUCCCUCCGGUCCCAGCGUGGAGCACUUCACUCUCAGGGUGAAGGCCAAGAAGGGCGUGACCCUUCUAGGAACUAAAUCACGGAGUGGCCAGUGGCACGUGACCUCGGAGCUGCUGACUGGGGCAAAGCAUUCAACAGCCACCGUGGAUGUGUCCUGGGCCCAGGGCACACCGCUGCCCCUCUGGGAGGACCGGGGGCCCCUGGAGAUCCUGCAGCUGGACUUUGAGAUGGAGAACUUCACCAGCCAGUCAGUCAAGCGGAGGAUCAUGUGGCACAUCGACUACCGCGGCCACGGUGCCCUGCCUGACCUGGAGCGGGCUGUCACCGAGCUGACGGUCAUCCAGCGGGAUGUGCAGGCCAUCCUGCCCCUGGCCAUGGACACAGAGAUCAUCAACACAGCCAUCCUGACUGGCCGGACAGUGGCCAUCCCUGUCAAGGUCAUUGCCAUCGAGGUGACCGGCCUUGUCCUAGAUGUCUCUGCCCUGGUGGAAUGCGAAUCUGACAAUGAGGACAUCAUCAAGGUAUCCAGCAGCUGUGACUACGUGUUUGUUAGCGGAAAGGAGUCUCGCGGUUCCAUGAACGCCAGGGUCACCUUCCGCUACGACGUCCUCAAUGCCCCCCUGGAAAUGACAGUUUGGGUGCCCAAGCUGCCCCUGCACAUUGAGCUCUCAGAUGCCCGCCUCAGCCAAGUGAAGGGCUGGAGGGUACCUAUCCUUCCUGACCGGAGAUCAGCCCGGGAGAGCGAGGACGAGGACGAGGACGAGGAGGAGCAGCGACGGCAGAGCGCGAGCCGUGGCUGCACCCUGCAGUACCAGCACGCCACCCUGCAGGUUUUCACCCAGUUCCACACGACGUCGUCGGAGGGCACCGACCAGGUGGUCACCAUGCUGGGCCCAGACUGGCUGGUGGAGGUCACCGACCUGGUCAGCGACUUCAUGCGGGUGGGUGACCCCCGAGUGGCACGCAUGGUAGACAGCAACACACUGGCCGGGCUGGAGCCAGGCACCACCCCGUUCAAGGUGGUUUCCCCCCUGACGGAGUCCGUGCUCGGGGAGACACUGCUGACAGUGACAGAGGAGAAGGUCAGCAUCACACAGCUGCAGGCCCAGGUGGUGGCCAGCCUCGCCCUCUCCCUGCGGCCCAGCCCCGGGAGCAGCCACACCAUCGUGGCCACCACGGCGGCCCAGCAGACCCUCAGCUUCCUCAAGCAGGAAGCCCUCCUGAGCCUCUGGCUCUCCUACAGCGACGGUACCACGGCCCCACUCUCCCUCUACAGCCCCCGGGACUAUGGGCUGCUGGUGAGCAGUCUGGACGAGCGCGUGGCCACAGUGACCCAGGACCGGGCCUUCCCACUGGUGGUGGCCGAGGCUGAGGGGGCCGGGGAGCUGCUCCGCGCGGAGCUCACCAUCGCCGAGAGCUGCCAGAAAACCAAGCGCAAGAGUGUGCUGGCCACGACCCCUGUAGGCCUGCGGGUGCACUUUGGGCGGGAAGAGGGGGACCCCUACGACUACCCCGGCCCCAGCCAGCCAGGGCCCGGCGGGGGCGAGGACGAGGCCCAGGGAGCUGGCCCGCCGGGCACUGCCAGAUCCCCACCCGAGGCCGUGGGCCCGGGCACCGCCAGCCCGGCCGUGCCACCCACAGAAGAUUUCCUGCCACUGCCCACCGGCUUCCUGCAGAUGCCGAGGGGGCUGACGGACCUGGAGAUAGGCAUGUACGCGCUGCUGGGCGUCUUCUGCCUCGCCAUCCUGGUCUUCCUCAUCAACUGCAUUGUCUUUGUGCUGCGCUACCGGCACAAGCGCAUCCCGCCCGAGGGCCAGACCAGCAUGGACCACUCUCACCACUGGGUGUUCCUGGGCAAUGGGCAGCCACUGCGGGGGCAGGGGGAGCUGUCGCCACCCGCCAGCAACCCGCUGGAGGCCGUGCCCGCCUGCUGCCACGGCGACCACCACAGCAGCGGCAGCUCGCAGAGCAGCGUCCAGAGCCAGGUGCACGGGCGGGGUGACGGCUCCUCGGGCGGCUCGGCCCGGGACCAGGCCGAAGACCCCGCCAGCUCUCCCACCUCCAAGCGCAAGCGGGUCAAGUUCACCACCUUCACGGCGCUGCCCUCGGAGGGGCUGGCCUACGACUCGGUGCCUGCCGGCGAGGAGGACGAGGAGGACGAAGAGGACCUGGGAUGGGGCUGCCCAGAGGCGGCGGGCACCGCGCGGCCCACCCCACCCCCUGACCUGCACAAGUACAUGCGCAGAGUCAAAGAGAUGGCAUAG
Molecule: messenger RNA, 3252 nt
Organism: Kogia breviceps (pygmy sperm whale)
Lineage: Eukaryota; Metazoa; Chordata; Mammalia; Artiodactyla; Physeteridae
Gene: TMEM132E
Product: transmembrane protein 132E
Source: RefSeq, a predicted model, not a curated record